Molecule: messenger RNA, 1933 nt
Organism: Lytechinus variegatus (green sea urchin)
Lineage: Eukaryota; Metazoa; Echinodermata; Echinoidea; Temnopleuroida; Toxopneustidae
Product: THO complex subunit 4-like
Exons: 6
Coding region: 133-1002 (289 amino acids)
Biological process (GO): mRNA export from nucleus
Cellular component (GO): nucleus
Molecular function (GO): mRNA binding
Source: RefSeq, a predicted model, not a curated record
GAGUAUACGGCUAGCGGCAAUCUCGUGUAACGUAACGGCCUCGCGUGUUCUAGUCAGUUUCAAAGCUGUAGAUUAUUUUUUACUUUAAUAUACCUCGCUUUUGGCUCCCCGUAAAGGGGUUUAAAUAGAAAAAUGAGUGGUGACAAGAUCGACAUGAGCCUUGAUGAUAUAAUCAAAGCAAAUAAAGGGAACCGUGGUGGUCGAGGAGGAAGAGGAAGAGGUGGUAACCGUGGCAGAGGACGAGGUGCCGGUGGCGCUGGCGGAGGACGUGGUGGCCGAGGAGGCCGGGGUGGUGGAGGCAGCGGAGGACCGAUGAGAAGACAAAGAGGUGGCGGUGCUGGCAGACCGGCGCCAUAUUCACGGCCAAAACAGAUGCCUGAUCAGUGGCAGCAUGAUAUGUACAGUGAAGGUGGAGGUGCAAUCAGAAGACAAGGAUUAUCAACUGCAGCGAACGGACCUGGAAAACUGCUAGUUUCAAAUCUGGAUUUUGGUGUUUCAAAUAAUGAUAUUGAGGAAUUGUUUGCAGACUUUGGUAGUCUGAAGAAGGCAGCGGUACAUUACGACAGGACGGGAAGAAGUCUUGGUACAGCAGACGUUAUCUUUGAAAGGAGAGCAGACGCUAUGAAAGCAAUCAAGCAGUACCAUCAAGUGCCAUUAGACGGUCGACCGAUGAAUAUUCAGUUAGUUGGUUCAGCGACUGAGCUAGAGUCAAACCCAAUGCAAUCAAGACCGAGACAGCAAGCUGGAGGAGGUCGAGGAGGAGGAGGAAGGGGGGGAGUCCGUCGGAAUCAGGGAAACUACAACCAAGGAGGCUACAACCAGGGGGGUUACAACCAGGGCCGAAGGGGCGGAGGAGGAGGAGGCGGACGAGGGGGAGGAACCAGGGGGCGUGGAGGCCGAGGGAGAGGAAGGGGCAGGGGUGCUGGAGGUAAUAGACCCACACCAACUGCUGCCGAAUUGGAUGCUGAAUUAGAUGCGUAUAACUCACAGAUCGAUAGCUAGAGAGUGCUUGGAUGUAUAUACCACAACAGUACCAUAUCAGACCCAGAUAAGGAUGAUCGGCAAAUUUCCUCUUUUAAUUAUUUUGUAUAAAAAAUCAAACUAGUAUUCCAUUUUUAAACAAUAUCAGAUUACUGUAUCCAUUUUGUUCCUACAAGCCCAAGAUUUUUUUUUUCAAUUUUAUGAUUUUUCUAUUAAUAUUGUACUUUUUUCGAUGAUUGUAUAUUUUAUAUUGGUCUAAAGCUAUGUAACAUGCAGGACUUGGACUUAUAAUUGACAAGAACAUGUGGGGUCGCCCUGAAUAUCAGUCCAUUGAGGCAUUACAUGAUUUAUAUACAUUCUGUACAAACACAUUUAAGAUGAUCAGACCGUGUCACACAAACUUUUUUGAUGGAUCACUGAUAGCAUGGAAUGAUCAUACCCCAAGCUAUGUGUCACAGGUAAUGUGAUAUGAGGAGAGCAGUAUUGUCUGGCAUUUUGUUACUGUUAAACCAAAACCAAAGUGCGAGUUUAUUUUCAGUGAUCUUGAUUAAAUUGUGAAUAAGAAUUUACUUGCACAUCAAAUGUUUUGUUAGCAAUAUCUUCGAUAUUUCUGCAUAUUUCAAGUUAUUUGCUAAAAUGGAUGAUAAAUGUGUUCAAAAUUUACGAAUUGUAUUUUGUAUUCUGUUUAGCUUAAGAAAGAGCUUUUGACUCCCCAAAUAUUGACAUUUUAUGAUGAUUUUGCAUUGCAACAUUCAAAUUAAAAAAUCACUUUAUGUUUCAGUCUUAAGUCCUCAAAAUCAAUUAAUAAGAGUGGAUUUGAACAAAACAGCGCCCCCACAUGGCAGAUCAGCAUUUCAAGCUUGGAGGUUUGUUUGAACAAAACAGCGCCCCCACAUGGCAGAUCAGCAUUUCAAGCUUGGGGGUUUGUUGUGAUCUAAAUACCAUAUGGAAA